UCUGCUGGGCACAGGUGGGCGGAGCUAGUGGGCGCACUGCUGGGCACAGGUGGGCGGAACUUGCGGGUGGCACUGCUGGGCACCGAUCAUCAGGGCACUGAUCAUCAGUGUCCUGAACGUGAGGAAAGUGCAGCCGAGAACCGGCACUUGCAUUUCCCUCUGAUCAGCGUGUCAUUGGACACCGCUGAUCACGUGGUAAAAGGCCGCUGUGAUUGGCCUUUUACCACAUCACGUGAUCAGCUG
Molecule: messenger RNA, 243 nt
Organism: Staurois parvus
Lineage: Eukaryota; Metazoa; Chordata; Amphibia; Anura; Ranidae
Source: the annotation of a GenBank genome assembly